AGUUUUAGGAAACACCAUAGAGGCACCGACCUGUCUCUGCGAACAUAAUGUCGGGCAGAAAGCCCCGGUCAGUGGCAAACCCUCUGGAGUCUACGAUCACCACCCCGAGUGAGAGAAUACUGAAAGAAUGCCACAGUUUGUAUGUGGACAGCGAGAACGGCCUGGUGAAGAUUGCCAGCAGCCUAGGAGUGCGGCUCCUGCCUCCGAGAAAGAAGAUUAUAGUGAUGAUAAUGGGCAACCACUCUGCAGGGAAGAGCUCCUUCAUUAACUGGUAUGUUGAGGAGCACAUACAGAAAACAGGCGUGGCCAUUGAAACACAAGGAUUUACUUUCAUCACAAGUGGCCGUAAAAGAGAAUCACUGACGGGAAAUGCAACAUUACAUCUCUACCCCCACUUUAGACCGCUCCUCGAGUUCAAAGGUGUCAUGGACUACCUGUCAGCUGAGAUCUCUACCUCCAAGCAGAAGAAGUUCAGCCUGGUGACAUUUAUUGACACACCUGGUUUGGUUGAUGGGGAUAUGAUCUACCCAUUUGAUGUAAACAGUGCCAUCACCUGGUUGGGAGAACAAUCCGACCUGAUAUUUGUGUUCUUCGACCCGAUGGGCCAGGCGCUGUGCAAACGCACACUCAACAUUGUCGAGAAACUGAGUGAGAAAUGUGCAGAUAAGCUGCUCUUCUACCUCAGUAAAGCAGAUGAAGCUGGGAAAGAAACAGACAGACAGAGGGUUUUGAUGCAGAUCGUCCAGGAAUUGUGUCGCCGUCCAGGUUUGAAUAAAUGUGGUUUUGAGAUGCCCACAAUUUACAUCCCCAACCCACAGAAGCCAAGCCGGUGUGUGAAUGAAAUCGAUGGGGUUUGUCAGACGAUUGAGAAGACUAUCAACCAGGCCGUUCAGAAGACUUUGGAUCAGCUGGAGAAAGACUGUGACCUUAUUUGUUCAACCAUCAGCAGCAAACUACAGCAGGACAGGGCUGAUGUGAGUCACAACAAAACUGUUCGUCUUCAUUCACUGAUGUAUGGGACUUUGGGAAUUUUCCUCCCUAUUCUCUUCAUCCUCAGCUUUAUUGUGAACUCCUUCUCCAAAGAGCAUCUGGAUGAGCUUUUGGGUGAAGGACUGUCUCGAACAGUUUUUGCUUUCACUGGAAUAGUGAUGUAUUUAUGGGAAUGGAUACCAGAAGAUGGACAAGUAGUGUUUGUGAUCGUGUUUGGGGCUUUUUGCUACCUCUUGCUUUUCUUGGCAAAGUAUUUUGCAGGCCGAGGGAAUAAGACUCUGUCAAAGAAAGAGAAGAGGAAAAUGGCUGAGUACAGUGACUAUAUCCACGAUAUCGUCAAAACCAAGAAGGGUAAACUGUAUGAGUGGUACCUCCAGCAAUGUGCAGCAGAAUAUGACCUCUGACCCAGAUAAGGUGAAGACAGUUUGCACAAAUACGCUGGCGUUUUUUUUUUUUUUUUUUGCCAUCGUAAAUCCCUGUUUUUUAGUGGGAACAGCAGGACUUAAUGAAAAAAACUGACCAUCCACCCUGGGUUUUCCUGUUUAUUCCGUCAUACAGGUGUGACCUCUAAUGCAGCAGAGAUCACUGCCACCGUUAUCAUCUCAAGAGCUAUAACUAAAAAGUGCCUUAGUGUGCUCAGAGGAGAAGCUGUGAUUCUAAUCGCUUCAUUGAUGCAAAUUUCAAAAUGUGAAUAGAUUUUUAAAAAAAUCUUUAUAGUACAUGAAUGUGUUUACAAAUGACUUUUCUUAAUUUCUUCAAGGGUAACUUGCAGCUUUUUUUCUAUUGGCAAAACUGUUUUAAUGAUUAAAAAAAAGCCAGUUAUUGUUUUCAUGAUGCUCUCCUCAAAUUUCAAUGUAGCUGUGAGUCUGUCAUGUUUUUAAUCGACGGCAGAAUGUCCAGCCCAUAGAAUGUGUUUCAAUGCUGAAGGUUUUUAUUACUCCAGUGAACAGUGUUGUGAUAACUGGGGUAUUAUGGUCAUUGGACUUUUUAACUUUUCAUACCAAUAACACAGUGACCAUAAGUUUCUCAUUUCCUCCAAAGAGUCGGUUUGAUUUACUUAAAACACAGCCUUUAGGCCAGUUUCUAGACUGUCUUCAGAUAGUAUUUACACAUAGCACAAUAAAUGCUUCACAUACUUUAAUCGGACAGUAUAGUUAAACUGGAGGGAGUCUGUCAUUGCACUGAUGUGUCUCCUGGUUGAGUUUAUGAUAAUGUAUCAUUAUAUAUUGUCAUUAGAUCAAAUGUUUGUGACUAUAAUACAAUGUGAAGCCAUCACUCCAGUGUUUGUUGGUAUAUUUAUUGGUCUCAACAGGUGUCUUUGAGGUACUUUUUACCCAGUUGUUCUAAUAGAAAACCUCUCCGGGCUGUUUGCAAUAUUAUUGUGAACAAUCUCAGUGUGAAUUGAGUGUAUUAGAUGCCUCGUCCUAUUGUCUUCCCCCUCCUCCUUGUCCUCAUUAGGGAAUUAUUUCUGGUUUAGUGAUUUUUGUUUAGAUUUUUUAAUUAUACAUUGUGUAGGCAUUAUGUUUUAUUAAUU
Molecule: messenger RNA, 2524 nt
Organism: Sphaeramia orbicularis (orbiculate cardinalfish)
Lineage: Eukaryota; Metazoa; Chordata; Actinopteri; Kurtiformes; Apogonidae
Exons: 12
Coding region: 48-1394 (448 amino acids)
Molecular function (GO): GTPase activity
Source: RefSeq, a predicted model, not a curated record